CCCCCGGAGUAAGUAAGCACGACAAAUCCACUGAGCCAUAAUUAUGUCCACUAAAUCGUGUACAGUUUGCACAAGCGUAGCGUAAACUUGUACGAUUUCACGCUCACGGCAAUCAAGUACUCGAUGGGAGUCAUUGCACUGUCGCACAAACUACUUUCAUGAAAAAUAAUUUUAGCUUCUUUCAAUCAAGGAUUCUUUAAUUUAACGUGACUCAAAAACAAAUUUACCGUCAGUUUACCUGAAAGCGAAAAACGUCAAUUAGCUAAGAUUAAAGAAGACUUAAUGCGAAGCUAAGGUUGUUUGACUUUGUUUAGUAGAAUCGAAGUGCAAAGUUGGUGCAUGAUGAGAAGAGAGACUGUCAUGGCAGUUGGUCUUAUUUAUUAACGCUGGAAAGUAAGACAUGAAUCAAACUCCUCACUGUUGGCUGUAUUAAGUAACAUGUAUUUAUUUUUAAAAGAAGCAAGCGUCGUAUAACAGGCCCCCCAAAAAUGGAAAAGUUUCGAAAGUGAAUUUUAAGUCUACCAUCCGGAAAUACUUACAUAACAGUGAGUGGAGUUAAGUUAGAGAUUCCGUGCCUUUUGAUAUUAAGUAACAAUGAAUAAAGAGACCGGGUUAGCUCACUGCGUCUCCGGUUUGCUUGCGAUUUAUAGUUCCACUCAGGUUUACUUGUGCUAGUUUUACUCGGGUUUGCCAUCGGUCCGCUUUCAUUUUGUGGUUUGGGUGACACCGUAUUACAUAUAUUUAGGCUUGUAUGUAUAGCAAAAAAGUUCGAGUUCUUCCAGCCAGCGCCCCAAUGGUGCAGUGGAUAAAUUAAUUUAUCCUGAAUCAAAUUUUGUGGGUUCAACUCCCGGUCCGCAUACUAAAAUUUCUUUCUUCUUCUUUAUCCUUCAUGCAAAAAUAAGUAAGUGGGAAAAUGGGUUUCGACAAGACACUGGCCCCCCUACCAACCACCUAUCAAAUCAACGGGAAAAAGAAAAUGUCUAAAAAAUUAGAACCAUCAACUGGACUGAUUUAAGUUCACUAUUAAAGUGCCCAUAACGUCAAAAUUUUUAUUUUCUCAUCUGAUUCUAUAUAUCACCCAAUGAACUGCGAAAAAAAAAUUUCGAUUUGGAUAAAAGGUGAUCUUGGAAAUUUCAGGUAAGCUAAAGCUAAAAUUAUUAAUGACCUUGAGUCGGUCCUAUUGAUAGUUAGAUUGAUUGAUAGUUUUGUGCUUUUUUAAUUUCUUUUUCCCGUCAGUGUGCUAAGAUCUUCCCUGCCAUCCGGGUUCCACGUGAAUCUGAGUUUCAAUUACGUCAUCAGCCAUGUAAACGUCAGCUCUUUUCUCCGGCGCAAUUUUGUUUCCCCGCAGCAUUUCAAGAAGAUAAGUUUACCAAGUUUGACUUGCACUAGAAUUAUUUUUGUCGAGUUAAACAUGUCUUGGCAAACCUACGUGGACAGCAAUCUUGUGGGAAGUGGAAAAGUUCAAAAGGCCUGUAUUUUUGGCUUAGACGGCUCGCCAUGGGCUAGUAGUGCUGGAUUUUCAGUGUCCAAACAAGAAGCACUGGAUAUUAUAAAGAGCUUAAAGGAUGGAAGUGUUGCGGGCAAGAACAUAGCGGGAACCAAAUACAUGAUGCUACGAAACGACACAGAGAAGAAAGCGGCGUACUUGAAAAUGAAAGAGAAGGGAGGAUUCUGUGCUUGUUUGACCAACAAAGCUCUUAUUCUGGGUGGCUAUGAUGAAGGUGCUGGUGGAGCUGGAAAUUGCAACCAGAUGGUGGAAUCCCUAGCGGAAUACCUCGUUGGGACGGGGUUUUGAGUUUGCUGUGUAAGCUUAACUUGAAAACUUUUUAAAGGUUUUUUAAACUUUUUAAAACUUUUUUAACACUUUUUUUAAAACUUUUUUAAAACUUUUUUAAAUACUGAACUAGUGAGAAGAAGUCUGCGAAUUGAACUGAGUUGUCAAAAUUAUUUAAGCUUAUUCCCCGUCGCGUUACAUCGAACUAUCUAGUAGUAACUAUUGAUGAACACAAACCACAAGUGUUUGGCCGGAUUUUCUCCUGUCCGGCGAAAACUUUGUGGAAAUAGCCUCUAGUAUGGCUUAAAUACAGUUGUUUAAUGCAUGUUUGUAAAGCUUGCUGAAGUAGUCUAUGAUAGUUAGACGAAAUGCAUGGAAGAAAAAACAAGUUUUAAAACUUCAGUUUGUAAAGUGCUGCUCACUAGUUUUGUAAUUAAAAAAAAGGUUUAAAAAUAUUGAGGUUAAGUGUACUUUACGCUUAUCAGUAUUUCUGCAUUUUUAGCAGAGGGCCACGAAUAGUAACUUUCUUCUGUCAUUACUUUUAACUACAGACCCAAUAUUCAGAUUAACAAUAUUUUGGCAUAUCUAGAAGUACUGGAAGUAUGCCCAUUUUAUCUCAAGUUAUUGACUGAACUUUUGGCCAAGAAGAAAUGAACGAUUUUAUUGUAUGGAUUUCUGCUUGUAACUUAUCUACAUUCAUAUUUCUGAAAGUGAAAGUAAUAAACAAAAUGUGACCUUGUCGUAGGAACAUCAUAAGCUUCCGAGUAUGUUCUUAUGAGGACUUAUCUUUUUGCGUUGGU
Orbicella faveolata is the source of this 2574-nucleotide messenger RNA. RefSeq names its product profilin-2-like. The record is from RefSeq and is a predicted model, not a curated record. Gene Ontology annotation, molecular function: actin monomer binding. Lineage: Eukaryota; Metazoa; Cnidaria; Anthozoa; Scleractinia; Merulinidae. Gene Ontology annotation, cellular component: cell cortex.